Molecule: messenger RNA, 1244 nt
Organism: Paramecium primaurelia
Lineage: Eukaryota; Ciliophora; Oligohymenophorea; Peniculida; Parameciidae
Source: the annotation of a GenBank genome assembly
GAAUUUGAAAUGGAUGACAUACAUGGAUAUGGUUAAUAUCAUUGGAUGGACGGUAGAAACUAUGUAGGAGAAUGGGUCUAUAAUAAGAUGUGGGGGAUAGGUAAGACAAUUUGGGCUGAUGGUAGAUCAUAUGAAGGAGGGUAAUUAAAAAGAAUUACAAUAGUUAUAUGGAUGAUAAAAAAUAAGGAUUAGGAACAUUUAUUUGGAAUGAUGGUAGGAAAUAUAUUGGAGAAUGGAAAUAAGGAAAACAACAUGGAAUUGGAUUGUAUUAGGCUCCUUCUGGUGAGUAUAGAUAUGGUGAAUGGAAUGAAGGGAAAAGAGUUAAAUGGUUAGAUCUAUAAGCAGACAAGGAAAUAAUUGAUAAUUUUUUGCAUAAGAAUACAGAAAUCGAACAUAGGAAUGGAUCAUUUUACAAUAGUCAUAUUUCUGAUUCAUCUUUUAAUGGAAGUGAUAGAUCUCCUACCAAAAAAGUUUAUUAGUUAACAUUGUCAGACAGUAUAUAUUAAGUGAAUGAUUAGAGAGUAUAUAUAUAGGAGAAUUGUAUAAGUAGAAGAGGGAAGGAUGGGGGAAAUUAAUUUGGAAAGAUGGUAAAUUAAUUAUUGUUAAGAUUUAUUAGGGUCAAUUUAUGAUGGAGAGUGGAAAGAUGAUGAAUGUAAUGGCUUUGGAAGAUAUAUUAGUUGCGAAGGUGAUGUGUAUGAAGGAGAAUGGAAACAUGAUAAGGCUAAUGGACAUGGUAUAUUUACGAACUGUGACGGUGUUGUUUAUGAAGGUAAUUGGAAAAAUGAUAAAUAAAAUGGCCAUGGUAAAUAAAAAUGGCCUGAUGGACUCUAUUAUGAAGGUUAAUAUCUGGAGGGGAAGAAAUAAGGAUUUGGAAAGAUGAUAUUUCCUAAUGGAUCCUAUUAUCAAGGAACUUUUAUUAAUAAUUAAAUAGAUGGAGAGGGUUUAUUAAUUAAUAUUGAUGGAACUCGUUAUGAAGGGUCUUUUAAGAAUGGUAUGAAGCAUGGAAGAGGAACUUUAAUAAGUCCAGAUGGAAACAUAUUUAUUGGGAAGUAAAAUGAAAAUUAUGUAAGUUUAGUUUUGAGUUAGACAAACAAAUUGGAGAAGGAAGAGUAGAAUACCAUAAUGGUAAAUUAUUUUUUGGAGAUUGGGUGAAUGGGGAGCGUCAUGGCAAAGGAAAAUAUAUUUAUAAGGAUGGUAGAGUCGUUGAUUCUAUGUGGUACAAAGGAAAGAAAAUAGAAAAAUGA